AUGUCGAUACGUAUUGUCCUAGACCAUCCGCCCGAAUUCUACACCAAUCUCGACUUUAUCAAGGGCAGCGUGCUUCUCAACCUGAGCCGCCAUGAGCACAUCGGCGCAAUCAUCGUCAAGCUCGAGGGCGAGUCGAGAACUGCCCUCGGCGUCCCUAGCGAGAACCCAGGCAUAGGUAUUGGCGGGAGGGAGCGGCCUGCGCCCAGCGGAGACACCCUGCACGAGAACCAUAAGAUCCUCUACAAGGUCGGCCAGGUCUUCCCCGACGAGAAUGCGCGCCCGGCCGCCUCGCCCUACAUCCUCAACCCGGGGCAGCACCGCUUCCCCUUCCAGUUCAAGUUCCCCUUCAAUAACGCCUGCGGAAAUGUCGAGGCCAUGGCACGCAUCGGCGGCGUCGUCAGCACCGGAGGCCCCUUCGGCAUCGGCUUCCGGGUCAUGGACGGGACCAAGCAGCUGAUGUACUCGCACGUCACCAAGACGCUGCCCCCCAGCUUCACCGGCUUUCCGGGCGAGGCCGAGAUUCGGUACUACCUCAAGGUUACCGUGCAGCGGCCCGGCAUAUUCAAGGAGAACUGGCGCUAUCAGAUGGGCCUCAAGUUCCUGCCCAUCGAGCCACCCCGGCCGCCCAAGACGAACCAGGAGGCCUACGCGAGACGCCCAUUCACCUUCCAUCCGAGGAGCCCCGACCCGGCUGCCUACCAGAAGAAGCGCUCCUCCAUCUUCGGCUGGCCGGCCGGUCCCUCAACGCCCGCCAACGGCUCCCCAAACCUCCAACCUCCCGCUCCCGCUCCCGGCCUGUCCAGCGGUCCACCAUCGCCCACGGCUCCCCCAGACCCUCCCUCGAUUGAAAUGUCCGCCCGCCUCCCACACCCUGCCAUCCUUACCUGCAACAAGCCGAUACCCCUACGCCUAAUCGCAAAGAAACUGGUCCCCGCACACGCCGAGGUGUACCUGAUAGCAUUGCAAAUCGAUCUCAUCGGCACCACCACCGUGCGCUGCCAGAACUUGAUCAACAAGGAGAUCAGCCGCUGGGUCGUCAUGGCCCGCCAUGGCCUCUCCAUCCUGCUAUCCAAACCCGAGGACCCCGUGGGAACCGAGUUCCUCGUGCCAGACACCUUGUGGAGCGGAUCUCCCUUGCCCAACACCGUCAUGCCCAGUUUCGUCACAUGUAAUCUCAGCCGCGACUACCAGCUCGAAGUCAAACUCGGUCUCGCCUGGGGCAAGCCUUCUCCGCCUCCCCACGCCUCCGAGAUUCCGCAGGAACUGCACCUCCCCCUCCAUUUCAGCACCAUCCAAGUCUACUCCGGUCUCGCUCCGCCACCCGCCCUUGUCGAAGCCAUCCGCCAAGGCCGAGGCCGAACCUCACAUCCCACCCCAGGGACGACGACGACGACAACAACAACAACAACAACAACAACAGCAGCAGCAGCAACAGCGACAGCGACAGUCCAACCACACUCGCCACAACAACCGCCAGAACUCCCCCCGCGGCCGGCCCAGCCACCGCAGCAGCAGCCCGCCGACGCCCUCUACCCCCCGCAGCUGGGGCCGGGGCAGGUCAGCCCCCCGUACGACGACGCGCCGCCGACGUACGAGGAGGCCAUGGCGGAGGAAAUGACGGGUCCCAUGUUCCCACCCGGCGCCGCACGCCCGGCCUAUAGCGGGGUCACGGACGAGAACGGACCCAGUAGUCUGGACGCGGGCAGGGGUUCCGGUGGGGAGAAGGGGUAGCAGCUCCUCUAUCCGUAGCGACUGUUCGAAUUGGGGAUUGGGAUUGUGAUGGAUGGAAUGAAUGACCGAAUUGCGAUGAUGGAAACGGAAACAGUAGAAUUUCUCUGCGAGGGGACUAAGUCAUAGGAGAGCGAGGUGCAUUUCUGACGACGUUCGAUAUGGGACGAGAGUUGCAUUAUCUGGGUCGAAGAGCGGGAUUCAAUACCAAUGCCGUGUAUAU
Molecule: messenger RNA, 1951 nt
Organism: Thermothelomyces thermophilus ATCC 42464
Lineage: Eukaryota; Fungi; Ascomycota; Sordariomycetes; Sordariales; Chaetomiaceae
Exons: 3
Coding region: 1-1731 (576 amino acids)
Biological process (GO): ubiquitin-dependent endocytosis
Cellular component (GO): cytosol; plasma membrane; cytoplasm
Molecular function (GO): ubiquitin protein ligase binding; protein-macromolecule adaptor activity
Source: RefSeq, a predicted model, not a curated record